Molecule: messenger RNA, 5982 nt
Organism: Closterium sp. Naga37s-1
Lineage: Eukaryota; Viridiplantae; Streptophyta; Zygnematophyceae; Desmidiales; Closteriaceae
Source: the annotation of a GenBank genome assembly
AUGACCAGGGGAGAACCGGCUUCAGGCUCGUCGCUCAGACGCCGCACCGCGGCGAAGAGUCGCUACCCGUGGUCGACGCGGCAGUGCCUCGUGUGCGUGCUGGCCGUCGCCGCUCUCAACGUGCUGCUCUUCCAUCUUCACGGAGACAGUAUCGAGGAUGCUUCUAGGGGCUUCCGUGCGCUUAUUCUGGAGAGCAGUGGGCGGAGAGGGGCGAAAGCGGGGUGGGGGGAAGACGCAGACUGGGAGGGGAAGGCAUCCUGGGAUGCAGCGGAGGGGGGAGUGGGGGAAGGGGUUAGCGGAGAGGCAGAGCCAACAACGGACAUCAACAUGAAGGAGGUUUACGAUGGCAUCAAGUUUGCCAACGAGAAGGGUGGGAAGUGGACCCAGGGGUGGAAGCUGCAGUACAAGGGGGACGAGUGGGACGAAGAGCCGCUGAGGGUGUUUGUGGUGCCACACUCCCACAACGACCCCGGCUGGCUGCUGACGGUCGAGCAGUACUACACCAGGAGCUCCCAGCACAUCCUGCACACCAUCCUGCAGUCUCUCUCCCAGUCCCCCUCGCGUCGCUUCAUCUGGGAGGAGAUGUCGUAUCUGAGCCGCUGGUGGGUGGAUGCCACAGAGGAGGAGCGGCAGGGGAUGAGGGCGCUGGUGCAGUCAGGACAGCUGGAGAUAGUGGGGGGAGGAUGGGUGAUGAACGAUGAGCUCACGGAGGGCAACACAUGGCUGUAUGACACCCUUGGAGUGACUCCCACUACCAGCUGGGCGAUUGACCCUUUUGGCCAUUCCGCCACCAUGCCGUACCUUUUAAAGAGGUCGGGGUUUGCCAAUAUGCUGAUACAGCGCACGCACUACGAGGUGAAGAAAGCCCUGGCGAGGCAGAAGCACCUCGAGUUCUUCUGGCGCCAGGCAUGGGACCAGACAGGGGGUGUGAUGAACGAUGAGCAGUCAGGACAGUCAGGAGGCACAAUGGGUGAUGACCAAUCAGCGGCAGCAGCAACAGGGGCGGCAGAGGAGGCGACGGCGGCGGCGGCAGCAGCAAGGGGGGGGGAGGAGGAGGAGGGCAGCACGGAUAUUCUAUGCCACAUGAUGCCAUUCUACUCGUAUGACAUACCACACUCCUGUGGGCCCAACCCGGGUGUGUGCUGCCAGUUUGACUUUCUGCGCCGCACAGGCACGCAGCACUGGUGCCCGUGGGGGCAGGACGCCAUCCCCAUCACCAGGACGAACAUCGCUCAGCGCGCACAGCUGCUGGUGGACCAGUGGCGCAAGAAAUCCUUGCUCUUCCGCACAAAUGUCCUCCUGGUGCCUCUGGGAGACGACUUUCGCUACUCCUCCAUGCAUGAGGCCCACGCCCAGUUCCACAGCUACGAGCUGCUCUUCGCAUUCAUCAACUCAAGAAAGUCGCUCCGAGUCAACGCCAGCUUCGGCACUCUUGACGAGUAUUUCACCGCCUUGCGCGCCGCCUCCGCCCGCCAGAGGGCUUCCCACCAGAGGGUCUCCCAGCACAGAGCAAACCGGCUCCGGGCCCAGCUGAACACAGAGUUGGAUCUGAACCAAGACUUCAACCUGAACAGCAGUGAGGCGACUCUACAGCCGUCGCUCAACCCAGACUCAUUAGAUCAGAACUCACUAUUAGGCAGCCACGAAAACCAGCACCAGGAGGAGAUCCAGCGCCGCCGGCUCUUAGCUAACAGAGACCCGUACCUAAAACUAGCCACUUCCACCAGCGCUUACCUAAAAGUGGGAACUUCAGCACCCGGUCCUGCCAGGACCACUGGCACCUCCCAGCUGCGCCCUCUUCUCCCCUCUCUCUCCGGGGAUUUCUUCACAUAUGCGGAUCGCGACCACGACUACUGGAGCGGCUAUUUCUCCUCGCGUCCCUUCUGGAAGGCCGUGGACCGGGCAUUGGAGGCGAACAUGAGGGCCGCUGACAUGCUGUUCGCGCUCUGCUGGGCGGAUAGAGGCGGUUCACGCGGUUUGGCUUCCACGACUGGGAGUGGCAAGCCCAAGGACAAGGCCCUGCCCUUCCCCUUCAACUUUGCAGAGCGGUUGGUGCUAGCACGGCGCAACCUGGCGCUGUUUCAACACCACGACGGCAUCACAGGGACAGCGAAGCACCACGUGGUGAAGGACUAUAGCCAGCGGAUGCACCAGGCGCUCACAGACCUCAGCGACUUCAUGUGUGCUGCUGUCGCUGCCCUUCUGCUCAGAUCACCCAACCCUUCUGUGCCAACCGUCACCGCUCUGAACUCCUCCGUAUCCCAGCAGCCCUCUCCUCUUGAAGCAGAGCGGUGGCGGUCGGUGCACGACGGUCCUUGGGAGCGGAGAGUGGUGGGGAGCGGUGUAGAGAGGGAAGAAGGGGUGGGAGCAAGGAGAGUGGUGGUGUUCAAUCCCUUGGAAGAGGAAAGGAGGGAGAUUAUUUCCGUCCUCGUCAAAUCUCCAGCCGUUGCCGUCAUCGGGCAGCACGGAAAAUGUCUCCCCGGGCAGCUGCUACCCGAGUGGUCCAAAGGCAACAUGAGCCUAACCCCGUCCUCCGGGCGGCACCGUCUUUUCUGGGAAGCUUCCGUGCCGCCCCUAGGCCUUUCCACCUAUUUCAUUGCACCCCACGCAGCUGUGCCUACCUGCGCUGCACCUGUGCUGUCAUCUAUUGUGGUGUUUAAUCCUCCACGGGGGUUUGUGUGUCCGGAGCCAUACGUGUGUGAAAUGGUGGGGGGAGGGGAGGAGGGGCGCCGUGGAGGAGAGGGGGACGAUGAUGCUGCUGGUGGUGCUGCUGCUGGUGAUGGUGAUUCUGCUGCUGGUGCUGGCAAUGGUGACAUGUUCUCCAUUUCGAACGGCCACUACCGAGUGGAGUUUGGGCGCAUGGAUGGGCUAAUCAAAGGCAUACAGCUGCCCCACAUGCGAGCCCCUGUGCCUGUCAGCGAGCAGUUUGCACUCUAUGCCAGCUCAGGGGGAGCCUAUCUCUUCCUGCCACAUGGCGCUGCCGUUCCUAUAGUGAAGGAGCAGCAGGGCGGAAGGCAGGGAGGAACGGAAAGGGAAAAGCACGGGGAGAGAAGUGGGAGUGGGUAUGGGCGGGGAGAUGGGAAGGAGGAGAGUGGGCGGAGGAGAUAUGGGAGGGUUAGGGGGGAGAUGAGGGGGAAGGGUGAUGGAAGGAUUGAAGGAGAGAGGGGAGGGAGUGGUGUGUAUUGGAUGGUUAAGGAGGAAGAGAGGGGUUCGACCUCCUUGGUAUGUAGAGGGCCAUUAGUGGAGGAGGUGCAUACACGGUUCAGAUUCACCCAUCCGAAUGAUUGGACGGCUGAGGUGCAAUCUGAGGAUCUUGACCCUUGGGCGGAAGGGGAAGGGCAGGGGGAGGGUGAGGGGGAGGGGAAGGGGGAGGGGAAUGGGGAGGGGGAAGGGGAUAGGAAAGGGGGUUGGGCUGCAGAUGUGGCGAAAGGAGCUUUUUCUGCUACAGCACGUAAACUGCUGGUUAAUGAUAGUGAAGCAGACAAUAUCGAGGAUGGAGCAGAAGUUUCUGGGAGUGAGAAUGAGGGGGCUAGCCAGGGGACGAGUGAGGGAGAGAGUGAAAGAACAAACUUGGGAGAGGGAGAGGAAGAGAGUCAGGGAGUGAGGGAAGGAGCAAGUGAGGGAGUGGGUGAGAGCGCGAGUGAGGGGGCGAGUGAGGGAGCGAGUGAGGGAGCGAGUGAGGGAGCGAGUGAGGGAGCGAGUGAGAAAGUGAGUGAGGGAGUGAGUGAGGAGGAGCUAGACGUAUUGCAUCCGCGGCAUUUUGAGGGAAGGGAAACAGCGGGAGGGUUGGUGUUUCUGACUGGGGAGCAGCAGCGUGUGUUUGGUAAGCUGCUUGAGCACUCUCAGCGGGAGGAGCAGGAGGAGGAGGAAAUUCAGAGGGCGAGCAACAGAGAGAAUGAAGGAGCGAUUGAGGGAGCGAGUGAGGGAGGGAGCGAGGGAGUGAGUGAGAGAACGAGUGAGGGAGCGAGUGAGGGAGUGCAUCAGGGAGCGAGUGGGGGAGUGAGUGAGGGAACGAGUGAGGAAGCGAGCGAGGGAACGAGGGAGAGAGCGAGGAUUGAGGGAGCGAGUGAGGGAGUGAGUGAGGAGGAGCUAGACGUAUUGCAUCCGCGGCAUUUCGAGGGGAAGGAAGCGGCGGGAGGGUUGGUGUUUCUGACUGGGGAGCAGCAGCGAGUGUUUGGUAAGUUGCUUGAGCACUCUCAGCGGGAGGAGCAGGAGGAGGAGGAAAUUCAGAGGGCGAGCGAGGGAGAGAGUGAGGGAGGGAGUCAGGGAGCGGGUGAGAGAGUGAGCGCGGGAGGGAGAGAGGGAGGGAGUGAGGGGGCGAGUGAGGGAGCGAGUGAGGGAGCGAGUGAGAAAGUGAGUGAGGGAGUGAGUGAGGAGGAGCUAGACGUAUUGCAUCCGCGGCAUUUUGAGGGAAGGGAAACAGCGGAAGGGUUGGUGUUUCUGACUGGGGAGCAGCAGCGAGUGUUUGGAAAGCUUCUGGAGCAGUCACAGCGGGAGGGUCAGGGGGGGGAGGAGAUUGCGACUCGGCACACACAGCAGCGAGAAGAGACAGAAGGCGAGCGGUUAUCCGCGAUACAGAGUGGUAAGGAAGCAAAACUCCUGGAAGAUCGUGCCUCACCAGAUCUUGCCUCUCUUGCAUCACCGAACCCUGCAUCCCCGAACCUUGCAUCCCCGAACCUUGCAUCCCCGAACCUUGGAUCGGAACGUGCAGCAGCGGAACUGCGGCGAGAGGAGCGGAGGAAGCAGCGGUUGAGAUGGAUGCAGAGGAUUCGGAGGACGCAAGGAGGGGGGCGGCCGCCGUGGCUGGAUGAGGAUUUUAACUACACACUGCUCUCGCCUGCUGAUGCUGCUUCUCAAGAGGGGCUGGAUGCGCUGGUGCAUUCGGAGCAGGCUCUUCUGGUGGAGGUGCAGCACCGGGUCGACCUCACCAGCCGCAUGUGGCUCGGCAACAAGGAGCUCGUGGUUCGGUACCGAACCGGAAUCAGGUCUGGCACCGUCUUUCACACGGACCUGAACGGCUUCCAGAUGGUCAGAAGGGAGACCCUCGCCCACACUCCUCUGCAGGGCAACUUCUACCCCAUGCCUGCCCUCUCCUUCCUGCAAGACCCCUCUGGCCUGCGCUUCUCUGCUCAUACUCGCCAAGCCAUGGGAUGUGCCAGCCUCAAGAGUGGUUGGCUAGAGAUGGUGUUGGACAGAAGGCUGAACCAGGACGAUGGGAGGGGCCUCACCCAGGGAGUGUCUGACAACCGCCCACUGCUCUCUACCCUCCACCUCUCCCUCGAAUCCAACACCUCCGCUCGCCCUCCCCCCUCCCCCUCCUCCUCCGCUCCUCUCAAGCCCUCCCUCCUCUCCCACCGCGUCUCCUCCCGGCUAAACUACCCGCCCGUUAUUUUCGUCGGGCAGCCCGAAAAUUCCGCGGCUCUGCGUGAACUGAUGGCCCAGGGCGGCUCGGGCAGGGAAAAGGCGGGUGGUGGUCAGGGAAGGGAGGAGCAAGAUGGAGGGGGGGGUGCUGGAAGGUGGGAGCAGCAAGGGGGGCGGAAGGCAGGCUCGGAAAAGGGCUCGGGGAAAACCAGAGGAGGAGGUUUGGGAAUAGUUCUCUGCGCACCUUCCAAAUGCCUCCUCACUGCCAUGCAGGCCUCUGAUGAGCCUCCGAUUGCACUGUUGUUGCAUCGGCAAGGCUUUGACCACAGCUUCGCUCCUCCUCCCCAGCUGCGCCGUUCGUGCCGUCCCCCUCAAGCUUCUGGCGUGGUUUCCCUGCAGCAGCUGUUCUCAGACAGGCUGGUGGAGGGGGUGGAGGAGUUUCCUUUGAAUUUAGUUCGAAAGAAUGGGAGUAGUCUAGUAAGGAAUGAAAGUGGUGAUGGUUCGGGGAAGGGUGGAAAUGGCUCGGACGUUCGAGAAAGGAGGAGCAAGAUCGAGCACAUCGAGCCCAUGGAAAUAAAGGCGUUCAAGUUUUGGCUGGGGAGAAGGCACAGGAAUGGAUAA